Messenger RNA from Peronospora farinosa, 1080 nucleotides. NCBI's taxonomy places the organism in Eukaryota, Oomycota, Peronosporomycetes, Peronosporales, Peronosporaceae. The record is from the annotation of a GenBank genome assembly.
AUGCGCCAUGCAUCACGUAAUGCGCCAGAGCCGCUCGGCGUCCUGCGUGGCCACGGCGCCCCCGUCAAUAGCGUGAGUUUCCUGUCCGCCUCGACUAUCGUGUCAGGUGCUGGUGAUGGAGCCGUGAAGAUCUGGGACCUGAAAUCACGUCGAGAGCUGGCAACCAACGUAGUUGCGCAUUCGCAUGCCGGCGUGUUGCACGCGGCCGCUUUGCGAGGUGCCGCUGCAUCCGAGCAGAAAUUCGUCACGCAAGGUCGCGAUGGAUUUGUCAAGCUGUGGGACGUACAAUCUUUUGAUGCUGCAACAGAUCCACUAGCCACGUUUUAUUGUGCGUCGCACUCGUUUACCAAGUUUGCAACGUUGCGCUGGCCAAGCAAAGAUUCAGCCAACUCAAACUUAAUCAUAUGCCCCAGCAGCGUGGAUAGCAAGCUGCUGGUCUUUGACAUUCGGGUCAAAAGCUCUUCCCCAGCACUAACACUCUCUGUGCCAGAUGCUGCAACGAAGAGAGGCAUGUGUAUGUCGCUAUCGCUCUUUGACAGCAGCGUUGCAAAAAGCAACGAUGACGCCGGUGGCAGUGUGCAGACAUACAUCAGUGCAGGCUUUGAGGGUGGACAGCUUGUUAUCCUGGACUUGCGGUCGGGCGGGAAGAUAGCUUGCGAGACCACCGUUACUCAAGGCGCGAACGCACUGCUUUCGGUCGACAUCACAGACGACGGGCGGUCGAUCAUCUGUGGCUCGUCGGGUCACGAGCUGUACGAAGCAAACUUUGACGCAGCUUCGUACACGCUCCAUUCUCGAUCUUUCUUCACCUGCACCCACGGUGGUUUCAGCAGUGUUUGUAUUCGGGGGGAUCAGCGCAUCGUAGCUACUGCUGGCUGGGACCAUCGCGUGCGUGUCUUUCAUUUGCGGAAGCUCAAACCCCUCGCAGUGCUCAAGUAUCAUAGCGACAGUGUGUUUGCACUGGACUUCAACGGCAAUAACUCACUGCUCGCUUCUUGCUCUAAAGACCGCCGGAUAGCACUCUGGUCAAUCUACCCUCCAUCCGCGACCGCUGCUGCUAGUAGCUUGCGGCCAUUUUGA